This is a messenger RNA of Hyla sarda, 4169 nucleotides long. It is a transcript of the gene CPLX3, whose product is annotated as complexin 3. The record is from RefSeq and is a predicted model, not a curated record. Bases 645 to 1121 code for a protein of 158 amino acids. Gene Ontology annotation, molecular function: syntaxin binding. The transcript has 3 exons. Gene Ontology annotation, biological process: regulation of neurotransmitter secretion; synaptic vesicle exocytosis; neurotransmitter transport. NCBI's taxonomy places the organism in Eukaryota, Metazoa, Chordata, Amphibia, Anura, Hylidae. Gene Ontology annotation, cellular component: SNARE complex; terminal bouton.
AGAAGGGGCUGAUUGUGUUCCGAGAUCUCAUGUUAGAUGUGACUCUAAUCUCCCUCCCACUCUAAGUCUUAGACGGAAAGGCAUAGUGUAGGUUUAACUGGGAGCUGUCCAGGACUGUGGUGCUGAAAAAAUUGAACUUGGAGGUGUCCAGGACUGUGGUGCUGAAACAUUGAACUUGGAGCUAUCCAGGAGUAGGUGCUGAAAUACUGUUUGCUGUUUAGGACAUUUGUGCUGAAUCUUUUACUGUAAGUUGUCCAUGUCGUGAUGAUGAAACACUAACUGGGAGCUGUGCAGGACUGUGGUGCUCACUCAAUGUUUAUGUGGGAGCUAUCCAGGACAGUGGUGCUGGAAGUGCUGAAUGGAAAAUGCAGGAGUGACACUUCUGUAGACCUAAGGAGCUGAAAUUCGGAGACCUUUCGGACAAUCCUCACUUCUGAUCUGCAGGAUUUAACUCAACAUGACUGAGAAAAUCCAUUCAACUAAUUAAACAGAUCAUACCUGAAGCUACAAGCUCUGUGCUGAGCCCAACCACCUGCACAUGCAAACUUAAUGCUGUAGGGUUGUGAAGGGAUUCUGUACAUUUCAGCAGCUCCUAUUGUUCUUGUUCACAACUCCAAAAACAAACCUUUAGGUUUACAACAGCCAUGGCUUUUAUGGUGAAGACCAUGGUGGGUGGUCAACUGAAGAACCUGACUGGGGGUCUUGGGGGCAAAGAGGAGAAGGGAGAAGGGGAGAAAUCAGCAGCUGAAGCCCAAGGAAUGACAAGAGAGGAAUAUGAAGAAUAUCAGAAGCAACUUCUGGAGGAGAAGAUGGAACGGGAGGCAAUGUAUACUCAACGCAAAGGUGAAAGAGCCACACUUCGGAGUCACUUCAGAGACAAGUACCGCUUACCCAAGAGUGAUGUUGAUGAGGCACAGAUCCAGUUAGCUGGUGGUGAUGUUGAGCUUCCUAAGGAGUUGGCCAAAAUGAUUGAAGAAGAUAAUGAAGAAGAAGAAGGAAGAGCCUCUGUCAUUGGGCAACUCAGCAAUAUUCAGAAUAUUGACUUGGACUCAAUAAAAGGGAAAGCCCAGUCUACACUGGAUGACCUGAAGCAGUCAGCUGAAAAAUGUACACUCAUGUGACUUUAUCAAAACCCCAAAAUGAUCUAGAUUGUCCGAAAGCCUGAUGAAGAUCCUGAAAUCCCAAAACCUAUACCAGCUAUAAAUUAUGUUGGGGAGGCAAUAGAAUAUGUAAAAGUUUGCUCCUGACAAGCCCUUCUAUUUUAAAGUGUACCUGUAAUUAGCAAAAACUUUUUAUACAUGUAGAUAAUACUGCUGUAUGUAUAUUUGUAAUUGGUUAAAAAAUAUGUACAGUCAAGGCUGUAAAUGUUGGUACCCCUGAAAUUUUUCUAGAAAAUUAAGUAUUUCUCACAGAAAAGGAUUGCAGUAACAUGUUUUGCUAUACACGUUUAUUCCCUUUGUGUGAACAAAAAAAGGGAGGAAAAAAAAGCAAAUUGGACAUAAUGUCAGACCAAACUCCAAAAAUGGGCUGAACAAAAUCAUUGGCACCAACUUAAUAUUUGGUUGCCCACCCUUUGGAAAAAAAUAACUGAAAUCAGUCGCUUCCUAUAAUCAUCAAUAAGCUUCUUACGCCUCUCAGCCGGAAUGUUGGACCAUUCUUCCUUUGAAAACUGCUCCAGUUCUCUUUUAUUGGAAGGGCUCCUUUUCCCCAACAGCAAUUUUAAGAUCUCUCCACAGGUAUUCAAUGGGAUUUAGAUCUAGACUCAUUGCUGGCCACUUUAGAACUUUUCAGCACUUUGUUGCCAUCCAUUUCUGGGUGUUUUUUGACGUAUGUUUGGGGUCAUUGUCCUGCUGGAAGACCCAAGAUCUCGGACGCAAACCUAGUUUUCUGACACUGGGCUGUACAGUGUGACCCAAAAUCAGUUGGUUAUCCUCAGAUUUCAUGAUGCCUCGCACAUAUUUAAGUGCCAGAGGCAGUAAAACAACCCCAAAACAACAUUGAACCUCCACCAUAUUUCACUUGUUGGUACUGUGGGGGAGAUUUAUCAAAACCUGUCCAGAGGAAAAGUUGAUCAGUUGCCCAUAGCAACCAAUCAGAUUGCUUCUUUCGUUUUGCAGAGGCCUUGUUAGAAAUGAAAGAAGCAAGCUGAUUGGUUGCUAUGGGCAACUGGGCAACUAUUCCUCUGGACAGGUUUUGAUAAAUCUCCCCUUAUGUUCUUUUCUAUGUAGGCCUCAUUCCGUUUUCAGUAAACAGCAGAAUGAUGUGCUUUACCAAAAAGCUCUAUCUUGGUCUCAUUUGUCCACAAGAUGUUUUCCCAGAAGGAUUUUGGCUUACUCAAGUUAAUUUUGGCAAAGUCAGCAGUGGGGUCCUCCUGGGUCUCCUGCCAUAGCGUUUCAUUUCAUUUAAAUGUCGAUGGAUAGUUUGCGCUGACACUGAUGCUCCCUGAGGCUGCAGGACAGCUUGAUUAUCUUAGGAACUUGUUUGGGGUUGCUUCUCCACCAUCCAGACUAUCCUGCAUUGACACCUUUCAUAAAUUUUUCUCUUCUGUCCAUGCCCAGGGAGAUUAGCUACAGUGCCAUGGGUUGCAAACCUCUUGAUAAUGUUGCACACGGUGGACAAAGGCAAAUCUAGAUCUCUGGAGAUGGACUUGUAACCUUGAGAUUGUUGAUAUUUUUCCACAAUUUUGGUUCUCAAGUUCUCGGACAGUUCUCUUCUCUUUUCUGUUGUCCAUGCUUAGUGUGGCACACACAAACACACAAUGCAAAGACUAAGUGAACUACUCUCCUUUUUAUCUGCUUUCAGGUGUGAUUUUAACAUUGCCCACACCUGUUACUUGCCCCAGGGUAGUUUAAAGGAGCAUAACAUGCUUGAAAAUCUUAUUUUUCCACAAUUUUGAAAGGGUGCAAAUAAUUUUGUCCAGCCCAUUUUUGGAGUGUGGUGUGAAAUUGUGUCCAAUAUGCUUUUUUCCCCUCCUUUUUUGGUUUAGUUCCAAUACACACACAGGAAAUAAAUGUGUAUAGCAAAACAUGUGUUACUGCAAUCCUUUUCUGUGAAAAAUACUUCCUUUUUCUAGAAAAAUGUCAGGGGUGCCAACAUUUACAGCCAUGACUGUAUAUUUUUGGGUGAAAAAAUGCUGUCCCUAUACAGUCCAAAUACAGGAAGUGAGGGUGGAACAAGCAGGGCUCUGUGCAGGCUCCUGGCUUGUCAAUCAUCCUGCUGUGUGAGUCGGGAGUGUGUCACAGAGCCCUGCUUGUCCUCAGUGCACAGAGCACUGCUUGUCCACCCACAUACUUCCUGUAUUUAGUCUCCUCACAGAGACACACAGGCAAAAGCUGCAGGAACAAAAAUACAAACAUUUUUUUUAACCAAUGUAUAUUAGACAUAAAAAAACUAAAAAUAAAAUGCUAUUUCUACAUUAUAUAAAAAGUUUUUGCUAAUGACAGGUACACUUUAAGCUUCCUGUAUCCAUGAGACAAGGAUGUUGUUGAUUAUGUAGUCAACAGAGUAAAGCAGACAUAAUAUUAAAGGGUAUCUGUCAGCUUUCGAUCAUGCUCAGAGCUCAGGUUGUAAAGAAGCUCUGAUGAGUCUUCUCCCUGCCUUGAUUGCUAUACAGGGCUUGGCUUUCAACACUGAACCUUGUACAUCAUAUAUGUAAGUCAGGGUGGGGGAGGCUACAUGAAUACUGCAGAUCUACACUGCUUAUUUGGUACCUGAGCAUGAUCUAUAGCUGACAGAUUCCCUUAAAAUAUAUUUGAUUAUACACAUUGAAGUUCAGUACAAGCAUGUGAUCUCUUAUCCAGAAAGCCAUUUUUUCAACCAAGUACUACACAUAAACAAAUCCAAAUACACUAUGACAUCUGUUUAACCAAUACAGCCAAGUGAGAAACCUAACGACUGUCUUCUGUUCCUAUUGUAACACAGUUUUUCUGUAUAUAUGUUGCAAAUGUUUGCCAAAAAGGUAUCUGCACAAACAUUUAGCAACUUUUUACUUCCUCACCGCUUGAGUUAUUCUAUCAAAACUCUGUAGGUUGAUGUCAAAUUUGCUUUGACUUCUGCAGUGGUAGCCGAUUUAUCAAGUGAGACAAUUUAAAGGGGUAUUCCAGGAAAAAAAACUUUUUUUUAUAUAUCAACUGGCUCCAGAAAGUUAAACAGAUUAGUAAAUUACUUCU